CAAGAUUCAGUGGCUUAGCAUCCUGUUAUGUUCUACUCGAGAGGUGCUACGGGUGUUGAAAUGGAAAUACAGAAAUAUGUUGCAUUCUCUACCAGAAAUUUCUAAUUUCCAGUUGGCUAUCCGCACUAAGAAGACUUGACGGUCAAUGUAGAGAAAUGAAAAUUGAAACUUUCACGCAUGUUUCCUCAAAGGGCGGUCUCGAAUAUUCAGGUGUACAGUUAUCCAAAUUCAGGAUGUUGUUUGAUUUCAUAAUUGUCUUUUGUAGGAGUGUAAAUGUCGUUUCAAACCCCGCAAGAUGUGGUACAAUCACGAUCUUCAAAUAUCUAAAUGGACGGAGAUAUAUUUUUAUAUAGUUCUUUUCAUCCUGAAACAGAGUUACUUCUACUCUG
Suhomyces tanzawaensis NRRL Y-17324 is the source of this 389-nucleotide messenger RNA. RefSeq lists its product as uncharacterized. The transcript has a single exon. Lineage: Eukaryota; Fungi; Ascomycota; Pichiomycetes; Serinales; Debaryomycetaceae. Bases 156 to 353 code for a protein of 65 amino acids. The record is from RefSeq and is a predicted model, not a curated record.